This is a messenger RNA of Benincasa hispida (wax gourd), 1773 nucleotides long. It is a transcript of the gene CYP94C1, whose product is annotated as cytochrome P450, family 94, subfamily C, polypeptide 1. NCBI's taxonomy places the organism in Eukaryota, Viridiplantae, Streptophyta, Magnoliopsida, Cucurbitales, Cucurbitaceae. The record is from RefSeq and is a predicted model, not a curated record. Gene Ontology annotation, molecular function: monooxygenase activity; oxidoreductase activity, acting on paired donors, with incorporation or reduction of molecular oxygen; iron ion binding.
UGUGUCAGCGUGAUUCCCCCAUAUCCACCACCCAAUGGCUCCAUUAACAAUGUCGGUUUUCCCAGGUGAGUUCACCCAAUUACUCUCUUCUCUCCCCACCAUAAUCUCCCUUCUAUUCUUCUCUUUCACAGCAGGCUUCUCAAUUUUCUCCUUCUCUCUUUACAUCCUCCGCCUUAACCCAUGCUGCAAUUGCUGUCUUUGCCGCACCUAUCUUUCUUCCUCCUGGUCGCUCUCCUUCCCUAAUUUAUCCGAUUGGUACACUCAUCUUCUUUCCCUUUCCCCGACCGCCACCAUCCACCUCCACGUCCUCUCCAACAUCCUAACCGCCAACCCCGACAACGUCCAACACAUCCUCAAAUCCAACUUCCAUAACUACCCCAAAGGAAAACCAUUCUCUUCCAUACUCGGUGACCUUCUGGGCCACGGUAUUUUCAAUGUCGAUGGUCAUUCAUGGCGCUUCCAACGUAAGAUGGCUAGCUUAGAACUCGGGAGUUUGUCGCUCCGGUCCCACGCUUUCGAGAUUUUAACCACACAGAUUCAGACAAGGUUGGUUCCUGUAAUGAAGGAUGUUGGGGAAGUGGAUUUGCAGGAUGUGUUUAGGAGGUUUUCGUUUGAUAAUAUUUGUAGAUUUUCUUUUGGGUUGGAUCCGGGGUGUUUGAGGUUGUGUUUGCCGAUAUCGGAGUUUGCGGUAGCGUUUGAUUUGGCGUCGAGAUUGUCGGCGGAACGAGCGAUGGCGGCGUCACCGAUUAUGUGGAAGAUUAAGAGGGUUUUGAUAAUUGGAUCGGAGAGGAAGCUUAGGGAAGCGAUUAAGAUGGUGGAUGGGUUAGCGAUGGAAGUUAUAAGGCAAAGGAGGGAGAUGGGGUUUUCUCAUCGGAAUGAUCUUCUCUCUAGAUUCAUGGCUUCUACUAAUGAUGAUCGAUAUCUUAGAGACAUUGUCGUCAGCUUCCUUCUCGCCGGUCGGGACACGGUGGCAUCGGCGUUGACUAGCUUGUUCUGGCUACUUUCCCAAAACCCGGAAGUGGAAAAUGAAAUUAUCUCCGAGUCAGACCGGAUCAUAGGAUCGGACCGGGAUAUAAUCCCCAGUUUUGACAAUCUUAAAGAAAUGCACUACCUCCACGCAGUGGUCUAUGAGAACAUGCGUCUCUUUCCACCGGUUCAGUUCGACUCGAAGUUCGCCGAGGAAGACGACAUCUUGCCCGACGGUACAUUCGUCCAGAAGGGCACAAGGGUAACUUACCACCCUUAUGCCAUGGGUCGAAUGGACCGGAUUUGGGGACCCGAUUGUCUCGAGUUCAAACCGGAAAGGUGGCUAAAGAAUGGCUACUUUGCACCCGAAAACCCGUUUAAGUUCCCGGUUUUUCAAGCCGGUUUAAGGGUUUGUUUAGGGAAGGAGCUAGCAGUGAUGGACGUGAAAUGUGUAGCGGUGGUAUUGAUUCGGAAGUUUAAGAUUCGGUUGGCGGGAACCGAACGGGUUGCUCGGUUUGCUCCCGGUCUAACGGCUAGCUGGAGAGGUGGGUUACCGGUUCAAAUUGAAGAAAGAACCACUUGUUAAACCAAAAUUGGUUUGACAUUAGAACUUUUUGUGAUGUACAAAUUAAUUAAUGUUACAUAUCUUUUCUAUUAUGAUUUCAAAUGGGGUAGUAGCAUUUUUGUGGCUUCUAGAUCCAAUGGUCCAUCUAGAUCUAGAUGGAACUUUGUUCAUGAAAGAAGAAAAAUAGAGUAGCGAUCAAAUUAUAUAAUAUUCCACAUCGUAGAAACGUUGAUUUUUUUUAA